ACCCUAAAAAUGAAAAAGAAAACUAAAGUAGAAUUCAUCUCCCUCCAUCGGUCAAUUCCAUGUUCAGCUCCAACCAACCCUUUAUCUACUCUUCUUCCAUAAAUCCAAAUCUACAUCCAACCAACAAAAUCAAACUCUCAACUCUCAAAUCAACCCCAAUUCACGUCACCAACUUGCCGGAAUCUUUCAAAGUUAGGGGUUCUCACUCUUACGGAGAGAUGAUCGGACCAGGGAGGCCACAGAUAGUAUUGUUCGGAUCAUCAAUUGUUCAGCUUAGCUUCAGCAAUGAUGGUUGGGGCGCCAUUCUCGCCGACGUCUACGCUCGCAAGGCAGAUAUAGUACUGCGAGGAUACUAUGGUUGGAAUUCCAGACGUGCUAUCAAGGUUCUUGAUCAAGUUUUCCCAAAGGAUGCUGCUAUUCAGCCUUCACUUAUCAUUGUUUACUUUGGUGGUAAUGAUUCAAUGGGACCACACUCAUCUGGUUUAGGUCCCCAUGUCCCUCUUCCUGAAUAUAUUGAAAACAUGAGAAAAAUAGUAACUCAUCUCAAGGGCCUUUCAGACACAACAAGGUUAAUUUUUCUUAGUUGUCCACCAGUAGACGAGGUCAAGCUUAGUGAAAACACAAGUUCAAUUUUUAGUGAGCUUGUUCGAACAAAUGAGUUAUGUAGAACAUAUUCAGAAGCUUGUGUAGAGUUAUGCAAUGAGAUGGGAGUGAAAGUUAUCGAUCUUUGGACUGCAUUUCAGAAACGAGAUGAUUGGAUGACUGCUUGCUUCACAGAUGGGGUGCAUCUAUCAGGUGAAGGAAGCAAGAUAGUUGUUGCAGAGAUAUUGAAGGUGCUUAAAGAGGCUGAAUGGAAGCCCAGUCUAUUCUGGAAAUCCAUGGCCACAGAAUUUUCAGAAGAUUCACCAUAUGACUUAGUCUAUACAGAUGGAAAAACCACACUUAACCCUUCUGAUUGGACCUUCCAUAGGGAGAUUCAAUGGGACUAAUAAUAUUGUUAUCAAACAAUUCUGUUGUAAGUAAGGAAACAUUUCUAUCACAAUAAUGUAGUAGUUCCAUGUAUUUCUUCUUUUAUUAUGUUCCAAUGAAUCAAAACAAUUUAGCAACGUCA
This is a messenger RNA of Lactuca sativa (garden lettuce), 1111 nucleotides long. RefSeq names its product SGNH hydrolase-type esterase superfamily protein. Gene Ontology annotation, molecular function: hydrolase activity, acting on ester bonds. NCBI's taxonomy places the organism in Eukaryota, Viridiplantae, Streptophyta, Magnoliopsida, Asterales, Asteraceae. The record is from RefSeq and is a predicted model, not a curated record.